CAAACACGUUCAGAAUCUGAAGGCGACUUCUACAAUUUUAGUGUAUAGCAGUCAUUUGUUGUUUGUAAUGUGUAAUUUAGUGGUAAAUUAGCCAGACACUAUAUGAGCUGUAACAGUUAGAGUUACGAUGCUAUAAAAUAUGACUUUUUAGUCACACACACACACACGAUGUCCUCAAACCCGGUGUUCUUUGUUGAGCCCAUGAAAGACAUCAAAUAAUUGACUUUUGCUAAAAAUCUAGAGAAAUGUUGGGCACUUACAGAAGUUUUCUUCGUAUGCAGUAGCUAAAGGGGAAAGCAGCAAACUGAAAUGGCACAUAUUCCCUAUGAUAUGUGUGAAAUUCAGUUGAAUGGAGUUUCAGAAGCAAUGGAUCUGCUUCACAUAGAUGUGGAGCACGAUGUGGUGGAUGUCAAACCUGGAAGAGAUGUACCGUAUUCAAGGAAUGUACUGAGGAAGCAGCGACACUGGGAGAGGCAGCUCGCUGCAAAGAAGAGCAAGAGGAAAGAAGAGAAGCAGAGGAGGAAGCUCAACCGUGGGCAGGAGUCAGGGGCAAGUGCUGAUAGUCCUCAUCUUACUAAAAGGGUCAUCAAGGCGAUAACUAAAGAGCGUUUAGCUGAGGCCCAGUCCACAGGACUCAAACUCUGUGUUGACCUGAGUAUGACAGAUUGCAUGUCUGACAAGGAGGUAAGUCGGCUGGCUGGCCAGUUAAGAAGGCUGUACGGGUCGAACAAGAAGGCAGCUCGGCCGUUCCACCUGUUCUUGACAGACCUGAGAGAGAACAGUCAUUUCUACAGAGAGUGCAUACGAAUGAACGAUGGCUUCCUCAGCUACAUGAUGGACAUAACAGAGGAAAGCUGUCUGGACCUGUUUCCACCAGAAACUCUAGUUUAUCUCUCUCCAGAUGCUGAAGAAGGUUUGAAUGAUUUGAGUUAAUUGUACUUAUCACUUUGUGUCCUCGGUGGUCUUGUGGAUGAAAGCAUCCAGAAGAAGCUGAGCUUCUCACGGGCCAGAGAACUGAGCGUCCACAUGGCGAGGCUGCCCAUAGACGAGUACAUGGUGAAGAAAAACAAUGCCAAGAAUUUCCAUUCCAAGGUCCUGGCAAUUAAUCAAGUGUUUGAUAUCUUGUUGGCUUUCCGUGACACUGGCAGCUGGACCAAAGCCCUGCAGACAUGGUUCCCACAGGGAAAGGGUUACACUGUUGUACCAGAUGAUUCCUCACCACUUACUGUAACACAGACUUUGGAUUGAUGGCAUUAUUUUUAUUGGGGCUUAAAAUAGGAGCUCAUGUAACAGGACAAUAAGAGAACAAAACUGUGCCUGAGGUACAACUGUAUGCAAUUCAGUGCAACACUUCCACCUUCACAUCUGUUUUUAUGAAGCUCAAAAUGUUUCAG
Messenger RNA from Monopterus albus (swamp eel), 1394 nucleotides. It is a transcript of the gene trmt10b, whose product is annotated as tRNA methyltransferase 10B. Gene Ontology annotation, biological process: tRNA N1-guanine methylation. The transcript is spliced from 8 exons. The record is from RefSeq and is a predicted model, not a curated record. Gene Ontology annotation, molecular function: tRNA binding. Gene Ontology annotation, cellular component: nucleus; nucleoplasm. Lineage: Eukaryota; Metazoa; Chordata; Actinopteri; Synbranchiformes; Synbranchidae.